AUGUCGCAGAAUUACCAGCAAUACAGUGGGAAUCCCUACGGCCAGGCCGAAGAAUAUGGUGCGCAUUCGAAUCCAUACGGCGGGAGCGGCGGCUAUGGCUCGUCCAACCCAUAUGGCGGAGGUUAUGACGAGCCGCCGCAGCAGCAGCAGCUAAACCCUCCAGCCCCUCUCCAGCGCCAUGGCGAGUCCAAUUACUCACAGCCGUCGCAAUACUCACAGGCUGGUGCCUUGAGCCCAGCGCAAACGAAUGGGCAAAACGUCCCUCAUACAGACGUACCUCUCAACGGCUUGCCUGGCCAAGGCAAUACCAUGGAGGCGCCUGGGUCCCAGCCUCUAAGCCGAGAUGACUUUUUCACGCGGAUCGAAGGCGCAAAGCAGCGCAUCGGUCAGCUUACUUCGGACAUCCAAACCAUUGCCAAUAUCCAUCAGCGCAUGCUCUCCUCGCCCGACAACCGGUCCAGUGCUGAACUCGAGGCCGUUGUAACCAACACGCAGAUCAGGAACACACAAAUCAAGGACGAGAUCAAGUUUCUGGAGAAGGACGCCUUGCGCGACCCCAAUGACAGGACAAAGAAGUCUCAGGUCGAGGCACUCAAGAGGACCUUCAAGAGCCAGCUCGAGGACUUUCAAAAGGAGGAGGCUGAUUAUUCCAAGAGGUACCGUGAGGCUAUUGGCAGGCAAUAUCGUAUCAUCAACCCAGAUGCUACAGAUGCCGAAGUCGAAGAGGUAGCCAAUGCCGACUUGGGUGACGAGGGUAUAUUUACCCAAGCUCUCAAGUCAAACCGUAGCGGCCAAGCAGCAAGCGUCCUCGGUGCCGUCCGCGCCCGCCACAACGACAUCCAGCGCAUCGAAAAGACAAUGAGCGAGCUCGCCCUCCUCUUCACCCAACUCAACGAGCAAGUCAUGUACCAAGAACCGCAAAUCCAGCAAGCCGAGCAGCAAACCGUCCAAGUCAAAGACGAUACGGAAAACGCAAACAAGCAGCUAGAAGAGGGUAUCAAGUCGGCGAGGCGCGCGCGAAAACUCAAAUGGUACAUUCUUCUUACCGUCAUUGCCAUCAUUUGCAUUAUCGCGCUCGUGCUGGGACUUUACUUUGGGUUGAAGAAGAAUUAG
This is a messenger RNA of Bipolaris victoriae FI3, 1113 nucleotides long. RefSeq lists its product as hypothetical. Gene Ontology annotation, biological process: exocytosis; vesicle fusion; intracellular protein transport. The record is from RefSeq and is a predicted model, not a curated record. The transcript has 3 exons. Gene Ontology annotation, molecular function: SNAP receptor activity; SNARE binding. NCBI's taxonomy places the organism in Eukaryota, Fungi, Ascomycota, Dothideomycetes, Pleosporales, Pleosporaceae. Bases 1 to 1113 code for a protein of 370 amino acids. Gene Ontology annotation, cellular component: plasma membrane; SNARE complex; endomembrane system.